AUGAGUGAUUACUCCUUGAAACAUUCGGUCACCCAGUAUUUGGAAGAAAUUCCUCAACAGGUGCAAAACAGACUAUACACCUCGCCAGCCACAUGUUUGGCCAUCUAUAGAAUUUUACCGCCAUUAGCCAAGUUCUUCAUCAUGGCCAUGGUUUUCAACGAGAAUGAAGUUCCUCUAUUGGAUUUAGAUAAAUGGGUUAACUCGAAUGGUAAACUGCAGUUCCAAGAUGCAAUCAAAUCAAUGAAGUCUUUACAUCUACUUAUACCAGACAAGUCAUCUGGCACUUUGAUGAUCAACCUGAAUCCAACAUUUAAAAUUAGUCUAAGAAAUGCAUUGACGGGCGGCGAGGUUCAAAAUUCAUUUGGUGUUGUCGUAGAGGAUAAUGUAAUUAGCUUGGACUUAUUAGACGAAUAUUCGGCCAAUAAAUGGGAAACAAUAUUACACUUCAUGGUAGGAACUCCUCUCGCUAAAAUUCCGUCAGAAAAAGUUUUAAAUCUUUUAAAGCACAGUAAACUUAUGGAAGAAGUGAAUUCCACGGGGGAGUUCAAAAUCACUAAUGAAGGUUUCCAAUUUCUUUUACAAGAAAUUAAUUCCCAAUUAUGGACUUUAUUAUUACAGUAUUUAAAAAUGAUAGAAACGUCUAAAAUGGAUCUAGUCGAUGUAUUACAUUUCAUUUUCAUGUUAGGCGCGCUAGAAGUUGGUAAGGCUUACAAAAUCGACGCAUUGAGUGAAACACAAAGGAUCAUGUUGCAGGAUAUGAGAGACUAUGGUCUGGUUUUCCAGAAACAUUUAAAUGACAGCAUUUUUUAUCCAACCAAACUGGCAUUAAUGUUAACAUCUGAUACCAAAACAAUUAUAUCUGCCUCGAAUGCGAUGGAUAGCGUAUUAAGACAGAACAGAGAAGAACCCUCAGUGAAUGAAGACGGCGCCAAUGGUAAAUCGACAACGGAUACUACUGCAUCCGACGAUUUAAACAAGGCUGGUUCAAAAAAUCAAGAUAUACCGGAUGGUUCAUUGAUCGUGGAAACAAAUUUCAAGAUUUACUCAUAUUCUAAUUCUCCCUUACAAAUUGCUGUUUUGUCUCUUUUUGUUCAUUUAAAGGCAAGGUUUGUCAAUAUGGUUUUGGGCCAAAUAACAAGAGAAUCCAUAAGGAAUGCACUAACCAACGGUAUCACUGCAGAUCAAAUCAUUGCAUAUCUAGAGACGCAUGCUCAUCCUCAAAUGAGAAGGUUGGCUGAAGAGAAGUUAGAAAAAAAACUAGAACUGGACCCCAACUGCAAAGAGCCUUUACAAGUUUUACCCCCAACUGUUGUUGAUCAAAUCAGAUUAUGGCAAUUAGAGCUGGAUAGAGUCAUCACAUAUGAAGGUUCAUUAUAUUCUGACUUUGAAACUAGUCAAGAAUACAACUUACUAAGCAAAUAUGCUCAAGAUAUUGGAGUUUUGCUAUGGAAAGAUGACAAAAAGAAAAAGUUUUUCAUUUCAAAGGAAGGUAAUUCUCAGGUAUUGGAUUUCGCAAAAAGAAAGCUCAAAAAGAAGCAACAAGUAUAG
Molecule: messenger RNA, 1548 nt
Organism: Saccharomyces kudriavzevii IFO 1802
Lineage: Eukaryota; Fungi; Ascomycota; Saccharomycetes; Saccharomycetales; Saccharomycetaceae
Gene: TFB2
Product: TFIIH/NER complex subunit TFB2
Exons: 1
Coding region: 1-1548 (515 amino acids)
Biological process (GO): nucleotide-excision repair
Cellular component (GO): transcription factor TFIIH core complex; transcription factor TFIIH holo complex
Molecular function (GO): double-stranded DNA binding; ATPase activator activity
Source: RefSeq, a predicted model, not a curated record